UUGACUGUUAUUUUUUUCUCUUCUUUUAUAAUUAUUUUCCUGCUACAUUGAAACUCCACGAGGUUGGUUUAGAAUUUGCAGGAGCAAUUAAUAUUUUUUUUUUUCUUUUUAGCUGAAGAAUUAAUGUUACCAUUUAAAAAACACUUGUUUAUUUGUUUAUAAAAAGGGCAUAUGUCUUUGGCUUCAAGCUCCAACUAAUGUGCAUGUUCUUUUUUACCCUAUUUAGCUUUAAGCUAGUGAAAGUUUUUGAAGGGUUUUCAUAUGCAAAAGGUGUAACAUUGUUAUUGCUCCUUUUCCUCACUUGUGUUUUCUUAAGUUGUACUCUAUUUUUGUAGUAGGUUUUUUUCAUUUCCACAAGUAGUGGACCAUGUCAAAAUUGUAAGUUAGUUUGCCUAGUCCAUACAUUGUGAAAUUUGUUUGCUUUGUUAUUUUCUUCUACUGAUUAUUUGGUUAUUUUGGAGAAGUCAUUUCCAACAACUGGCUUAGUACUUGAUUUGAGUUACCUACCACUAACUUUCUUCAAUUAUUGAUACACUAUACCACAAGAUAUAAUUUUCAUGAUUAUUUUCUUAUCAGAAAUUUAUAAACAAUUUUUUGCACAAGUUCAUUUCAAGCAUCAUCAUACUUUUAUUGAUCCUAUCCUUUGUUGUCUGUUUGGUCAUUAAAACUCCAAAUCCUAUACAACUUUAAAAUUGUUACAAAAUUUUAAGGUCUAUCUUUUGAUUGUUUUAAUGGAUAUUUACUCAAAGAGAGUAAACUUUGUAGCCUUGGCACUCUGCAUGCACACAAGUUUAGCAUUUUUAGGAAUUUGCUUGGGACAAAGUUUUCCUGCUAAUUUUAUUUUUGGUGAUUCUCUGGUUGAUGCUGGAAACAACAACUACAUUGUUUCCUUAUCAAAGGCUAACUGUGUUCCGAAUGGAAUCGAUUUCGGUUCACCAAGUGGUAGAUACACAAAUGGAAGAACAAUAAUUGACAUUAUAGGUCAAGAAUUGGGUUUCAAACAUUUCACUCCACCUUAUUUAGCUCCCACAACUUCUGGACCAAUAGUUCUUGAUGGUGUAAAUUAUGCUUCUGGUGGAGGUGGAAUACUUAAUGAAACUGGGAAAAUAUUUGGAGGAAGAAUAAAUCUUGAUGCACAGAUUGAUAACUUUGCAAAUACGAAGCAAGAUAUUAUUUCCCAAAUUGGUCUCCCAGCUACCAUGCAAUUGUUUGAAAAGUCUCUCUUCUCAGUUACCAUUGGCUCAAAUGACUUCAUCAAUAAUUACUUAACACCAAUUCUCUCUAUUCCUGAGCAGAAGUUAAUGUCUCCAGACAAGUUUGUGGGAGCUAUGAUUUCAAGAUUGAGACUACAACUUAAUAGACUUCACAACUUAGGAGCUAGGAAGAUUGUGGUGGCUAAUGUGGGACCUAUUGGGUGCAUACCAUUUGAGAGAGAUAUGAAUCCUAAAUCAGGGGACAAUUGUGUAGCAUUGCCUAAUGAGCUAGCUCAGUCAUUCAACACCCAAUUAAGGAGCCUUGUUCCAGAGCUCAAUGCCAAUCUCAAAGGGUCAAAGUUUGUGUAUGCAGAUGUUUACCAAGUUGUUGAAGAUAUUCUUGAGAACUACAUAAAAUAUGGUUUUGAAUAUCCAAACUCUUCUUGCUGCUACCUUGCCGGGAGGUUUGGAGGUCUGAUUCCAUGUGGUCCUCCAUCAAAAGUGUGUUUGGACAGGUCCAAAUAUGUGUUCUGGGAUCCAUAUCAUCCUUCUGAUGCUUCUAAUGUCAUCAUAGCAAACCAUCUUCUUGAUGGUGACACUACUUUCAUUUCACCAAUGAAUGUCAGACAACUCUUAUCAUCUUAAUUCUUAAGCCAAUCACAAUAGGGUCACUAGAAUUUUGUUUUGAAUUUAUAUAAAAUAUAAUGAUAAGUAAUGACCUUCUUCCAUUAUUAAUGUCAUAUUGAGAUUUGUAGCCAAAAAAAAAUAAAGACAAUGUAUAUGUAAUCAUUUGAUUGUAAUGAAGCAAAUAUUUCUAAAUUAAGAUAUAAAAA
This is a messenger RNA of Cannabis sativa, 2026 nucleotides long. RefSeq names its product GDSL esterase/lipase At4g16230. The transcript is spliced from 5 exons. The record is from RefSeq and is a predicted model, not a curated record. Gene Ontology annotation, molecular function: hydrolase activity, acting on ester bonds. Lineage: Eukaryota; Viridiplantae; Streptophyta; Magnoliopsida; Rosales; Cannabaceae. Bases 732 to 1838 code for a protein of 368 amino acids.